GAAUUUGUGCGUAAAAAUAAAACAAUAAAGUAUAUUUUCUUUAAUCAGAUAUCAACGUUUGUCGGGAUACUUGAAUCUACUAAUUAUGUUUGAAUGGUGAUAUAAGAUUGAUAACAGUAUGUGUUGACAAUUUGUGUGAGUUGUGCGUGUGUGUAUUGUAGUUCUAAUCAUUCUGUUGUCUUGUAGUGACGAUGUAUCGGAAUAGUAUUGUUGUGUUGUGCGCUGUGCUAACAGUGACAUCAUGUACUGAAGACCUGACGUUUCCACCUGGGUUCUUAUGGGGGGCAGCUACCGCUGCUUACCAGGUCGAAGGCGCGUGGAAUGCCAGCGACAAAGGAGAAAGCGUAUGGGAUCGUUUUUGCCAUGAACAUCCCGAGAAGAUAGCAGACCUGACCAAUGGAGAUGUUGCCUGCGACUCCUAUCAUCUGUGGAAAAGAGACAUCGAAAUGGCUGUGGAAUUGGGAUUGCACUUCUAUAGGCUAUCCAUAUCCUGGCCUCGUCUGCUUCCAUCUGGUUUCUCGAACCACAUCAGCGAGGAUGGCAAGAACUACUACAACAACCUGAUCGAUGGUCUUCUGGAGAAGGGGAUUGAGCCAUUUGUUACAUUAUACCACUGGGAUCUACCACAAAGUCUUCAAGAUUUGGGUGGCUGGGCAAACCCUCUAGUCGCAGAUUGGUUCGUCGACUACGCAAGAGUCGCAUACACUUUAUUCGGUGAUCGUGUGAAGUGGUGGAUUACAAUCAAUGAGCCCCUGAUCAUCUGUGACGUGGUUUAUAAUUCUGGUCUCUUGGCUCCAUCUAUUAUCAGCCCUGAAGUUGGGAACCACUUGUGCACUAAGAACGUGGUGAUGGCCCACGCUAAGGCUUAUAGGCUGUACGAUGAAGAAUUUAGACCUAAAUAUCAUGGUAAGGUGUCGGUGGCUAAUCAUCACAUUUGGUUCGAUCCACUGUCACCAGCCGAUGCUGAACUGGCUGAACUAGCAAGAGAGAACUGUGUCGGUAAAUAUUCUCACCCGAUUUACUCCAAGACUGGAGGUUGGCCACCAGCACUGGAGAAGGCGCUGGGAGACUACCACUCGAAGCUUGGAUACACCAGGCCAAUACUCCAACCAUUUACACAGCAAGAGAUUGAGUACGUUAGAGGAACCUAUGACUUCUACGCCCUGAACCAGUACACCAGUCGCCUGAUCCGCCCAGCGAGAGAGGGUGAGACCUUCGGACCCUGGCCCUUUGCAGACGCCAUACAGCUCAAUGCCAAAACGCAAGCAGAUAAGAGCUGGCCCACCACUCUGUCAUUCUGGUUCUUUGUGCAUCCCGAAGGUAUACGCCGUCAACUAGUCUGGUUGAAGCAACAGUACGGAGACAUAGAAUUCGUCAUCACGGAGAAUGGUCUGUCAACGCAGGCUGGACUCGAUGACCACGACAGGAUCGAUUACUAUAAGAAGUACUUGAGACAGAUUUUGCUGGCGAUUAAAGAAGAUGGUGUCAAUGUGACUGGGUAUACAGCCUGGACGCUGAUGGAUAACUUCGAGUGGAUGGAUGGACUCAGUAACAAAUUUGGACUGUACGAGGUGGAUUUCAACAAUCCUCUCCGCACACGCACGCCUAGAGCUUCAGCGCACUUCUAUAGAAACCUUAUCAAAACGAACAAAUUAGAUUUAGGCUUUGUUCAGGAUGAGCUGUGAUUGUUGUGAUAUUACUGUUGUAAAUAUGUAUUCUAUGCUAUGUAAGUAAAAAAAUAAAAGAAUAAGCUGA
Molecule: messenger RNA, 1755 nt
Organism: Spodoptera frugiperda (fall armyworm)
Lineage: Eukaryota; Metazoa; Arthropoda; Insecta; Lepidoptera; Noctuidae
Product: myrosinase 1-like
Exons: 11
Coding region: 192-1685 (497 amino acids)
Biological process (GO): carbohydrate metabolic process
Molecular function (GO): beta-glucosidase activity
Source: RefSeq, a predicted model, not a curated record